UCCUAACUCUCACACCUCACUUUAUAGCACAAGUCCAAAUAUAUUGUUAAACAAUAAACUAGUAAAAUGUGUUACAACAAAAUGAUAGAUGCUUUAAAUACACAUUGUGUGUAUCCCUUGAUGUGUAAGCUUUGGUUUUCAUGGACAUUUCCAUGUUGAAAACUUCCUAAAUCCUUUCUUUUUUUACUGAACUUUAGGAGUUUUGAGGCAUCGCUGCUUAAGAAAUUUAAUAGAUUGCUGAAAAGAAAAUGUCUGGUUUGGGUGAUACUAUAACAGCUAAUUUAUCCCAGUUCAGUUCUCCAUGCUGUGGAACAACAGAACAGAACCAGUUUUCAGUACUGGAGAACCAAGUUCGAAAAUACAAUGAAAUAUCAACACUAGCUCAUUGCUAUCAAUACAAGAACAAAGGAAGCUGGCAUGCUGUAACAUCAUCAGCCAUCAGCCUUUCAAAUGCUGUUGGUGUUGCCCAUUUUUUCAUUCCUUCUUCAUCUUUUCUAUAUCCCCAACUGAGAAUAUGCCUCAUUCUGCUCUGCUAUUUUUCACAGAAGACCAUUAACCGGAAUGGGUUGCAGUAUUUUUCUAUGGAAUGUGUUACUGGGAGAAAACAGAAUCUCAAUUAAUUCAGAAUUUUGACAGAGGAGUUUCAUCCUGAUAUUUCUGUACUGAAUGUUCAUGGCUUCUGUGUGGCUAAAGCUAAAGCUAAGGAAGGUCUAACCUGUCCUAAAAUUUCAGGGAUUUUUGCCCUUGCAACAACCAGCUUUAAGCCUGGUGAAUAUUUUCCAAGAAAGAGACUGAUAACUUGCUUAUGCCUGUCUUCAAAACUCUUCCAGAAAAUUAUUCUGGAAUGAUCAGAUGGGAAUUUUAGUAACUUAUGUGGGAGCCAGUUCUGAUCUACAGUAGAUUUGGGAAUACUUUGUGCCAACCAGGAAGUUAUGAUAAAGACAAUUCCCAGAGUCUUUUCAGCUGGGAGAUUUACUCUUCUAUUAACAUAACACUGCAUUUUGAGAUCUCACUUGGUUCAGUAAAGCUCAUUUAUGUGACUGUAUAAAUGUAAGGGAUGCCUUCAUCUUAAUGCCCAUAUGCAGUCCAGAUAAUUCCAGCAUAGAAGGAUACAAUAGAAAUAAGAAAAAGUACAGACAAGGGCAACAACAAUUAUGAAAGCUGUUGCAUGUCUUCCAGAAAUUAAAUAGGGAAGAAUUACCCAGGUUUGAAAAGACAUGACUAUGAUAAAGAUCUCUGAAUACUAUGUGGAAAGUGUUUAGAAAAUGAUUAUUCUGUGUUUCUUACAAUGCCAGAAUUAGAGAGCAUUUAAUGAGGUUACAGGCAGCAGAUUAAAAACAAGUAAAUCAAGAAAAAGUACUUUCUUUCAUUGAGUGUGUAAUCAAAUUGUGUCUCUCAGUGCCAACAGAACAUUUCAGAGACUAAAAUAGAAGCAAUUAGAAAAGCUGAUGGCAAGUAGAUUCAUCAGCUGAUUUUGAACAUGUUGAACUGCAUGUAAUUGUCAGCUCAGGAAGCCAUUAAUGCUUCAUUGCAGGAGUCUGGGAGACACUUAUAAUACUUUUUUUAUGCUCUCGGUUAUGUAGCAUUCCCUAUGGAUGCUGUUGCACACAAGUUGUUGGGUAGAUGAAUCUUUCAAAGAAAAGUUUGAUUUUAUGUUCUUAUAUGGGAGACAUUGGAAUAAGAGAGUCCAGGUUGAUCUGCAGGCUGAGGGAAGAAUGGGAGGAAAAGAAUUUGAAAGUCAUAGCAGCACCAGGAGACAGUGUAAUGUACAAGAGUUGCAGAACCACAGAAUGGUUGGGGUUGUAAGGAACCUCUGGAGAUCAUCUAGUCCAACCCACCUGCUACAGCAGGUUCACCUAGAGCAGGUUGCACAGGAAUGUGUCCAGGCAGGUGGUCUUGAAUGUCUCCAGAGAAGGAGACUCCACAGCCUCUCUGGGCAGUCUGUUCCAGGGCUCUGGCACCCUCAAGGUAAAGAAGUUUCUUCUAAUAUUCAGAUGGAAAACUCCUGUGCUUCAGUCUGUGCCCAUUGCCCCUCAUCCUAUCAUUGGGCACCACUGAAAGGAGUCUGGUCCAUCCUGUUGACAACCACCAUUGAGAUAUUUAUAAACAUUGAUGAGAUUCCCUCCAAGCCUUCUCUUCUCCAGGCUGAACAGACCCAGGUCUCUCAGUCUCUUCUCAUACAAAGAUGCUCCAGACCCUUAAUCAUCUUUGUAGCCCGCUGCUGGACUCCCUCCAGUAAUUCCUUGUCCUUCUUAAACUGGGGAGCUCAGAACUGGACACAGUGCUCCAAGAUGCAGCCUCACCAGGGCAGAGUAGAGGGGGAGGUCACACUCUUCCUAAUGCGCCCCAGAUAUCACUGGCCUUGUUGGCCACAAGGGCACGUUUGGCUCAUGGUCAACCUGUUGCCAACCAGAACUCUGAGGUCCCUCUCUGCAGUGCUGCUUUCCAGCAGGUCCACUCCUAACCUGCACUGGUGCCUGCAGUUAUUCCUCCCCAAGUGCAGGACCCUACACUUGCCCUUGUUGAACUUCAUCAGGUUCUUCUCUGCCCAGUCCUCCAGCCUCUCCAGGUCACACUGAAUAACAGCACAGCUUUCUGGUGUGUCAGCUCUUCAUCCCAGCUUGGUUUCAUCAGCAAACUUGCUGAGGGUGCACUCAGUCACUUCAUCCAGGUCAUUGAUGAACAGGUUGAAUGAGACUGGACCUAAUACUGACCCCUGGGGAACCCCACUAACUACAGGCCUCCAACCAGACUCUGCAUCAUUGAUCACAACCCGCUAAGCUCUGCCAUCCAGCCAGUACAUGACCCAUCUCACCGUGCAUUCAUCCAGCCCACACCUCCUGAAUUUGCCUAUGAGGAUGUUGUGAGAGACAGUGUCAAAAGCCGUGCUGAAGUCAAGGUGGACAACAUCCACUGUUCUCUCCUCAUCUACCCAGCCAGUCAUAUCAUCAUAGAAGGGUAUCAGGUUGGUCAAACAUGAUUUCCCUUUGGUGAACCUGUGCUGACUACUCCUGAUAACCUUAUUUUCCUUCACAUGCUUGGAGAUGACAUCCGGAAUGAGGAAAUAUACUGUUAAUAACAAUACAUGGACUGGACAUCAGAGUUUGUCUGGGGAAGAAGAGGUGGGCUGUCUUCUGGUAGCAAGCAUACAAGGUAAGGAUUUUAGGCUGAAAAGGAUACUGAGCAGGAAAGGCCAUAUGGUGAUUCUUCACUGGGGGACAAAUCAAAACAGUGGAUUUCUGCUGAAAUGGCUCAGCACAAACAAGUUUCAUAGAAUUUACUCUAUUCCUGGAAAACAAAAAAGAACAUGUGGACCAAGGAAAUAACUGAAGACCCAACGAUGGGCCAAGAUUAGUGUUACAAGAAAGACUUGGGAAUCUUUCAUCAUCUUGAUGGGAAAAGCCAUUGCCUGUUGACUCUGCUUGAGUACCUGGAGCACAGGUGUUGCGGGAUGAAGUCUGAGAUGUUGUUAAUAACAGCUUAAAGCAAAAAGGGCUGUUUAAGUUUUCUUACAUGUAAUAUUCCUCCCUGAUUUCUGUACAGAGGCAGAGAAAAUUAGAUAACAGUACCGAAUAAAGAAGCUAUUCCUGUAGACCUACACAGGCAAAUUUUCUCCACUCUGUAUAUAUGAGCACACCACAUAUUUCAGUUCUGUUUUACUGGCCUCCUAAGAUGUAGGCAUGUGUGAGACACACACCCUAAGUACAACAGAAGCUGAAGUUGGGGACUACUUUGAUUCCAUAUUUUUAUUAAAGACCUUGCUACAGAGGAGAAAUUUUGUCUAUUGAUGGCACAAAGCUGGGAAUUGUUAUCAACAAAUCAAGAGCCAAAUGAAGUAAGGGAAGAGUGGAGUGGCCUUCAGGCUACAUAAAAUAGAAGUAGAAUGAAAAGAUAAAUAAUGUAUGCCAGGGCUAAUUGCAGGUAUUCCUGUAAUAACUGGAAGCUCAUAAUUUAGAAAUGACAGAAGAAGAAAAAGAGAUAGAAGGGUACUGACUGAGAAAGUAUAUGAUUAUAGCAACUAACAUUGUGUGAGAAAAUAAAAUGUAAGCACAAGAGAUAUGUUCCUGAUAGAGAGAAAUAUCAAUGUCAUUUCAUAAGGUACUUUUGGAGUCUUAUCUGGAAUACUGUGUGUAAUUCUGAUUAUUUGCAUUCAGGAAAUUCAUGUGUUCUUGUGACUGGCAGCAAGGUAAAGCCCAAGGGAAAUAUAAUGUUUUAAUUAACCUGUUUCUUUUCCUGGGACCAUGCAUCUUUAAAAAGCAUCUACAUAAAACAUUUUAAGUGUGCCCGAUGUAAUAGUAUGUCUUCAAGUAGAGAAUGUAGCUCCAUCAAAAAUUUUCAAAGUGCUCACCUUGCUUGCUGCUCUGUUAAACUGAGGAGGCAGAAGGUGGUGCAACUGAAGAGUGUAGCUAAGAGAGAGAAAAGGUUGAGUUGCCAUCUAGUGUAUCUUUUGACAGAUCUAGCUUGCGAUUCUCUGUCACUUUCCCUGUUUUAUGUGCUGCUAGAAUAAACCUUCAGCCAUCACCUGUACUCCUGACUUCUCUUAAAAAUGAGAGAAAGUUAAUAUCAAUAUUUGUGUAAGGGAUUUUGAUUUAGCUUCCUGAACGCAGACCUCUUCUGCAUUUGAGAUGCCCUAGUCCAUCUUGCUUGACUUCCAGCUCCUAAGUGGCCAAGGGACUUCUGUAGGUCCUGGGUCACAUUUAUCUGUACCACACUGAUCUCGUAGAUGUCACAAAAUGACACUGUAUUCAGGCAACUGAAUUAAUUAUAUAAUGCUGAGGUUAUAAUUUAUUUCCCAGACAAAAAUAUCACUCUGUUUGAAGGGAAAACUAACUGACCAGAUGAAGAUCAGAGGUCUUUUUAUUUUACCAGUGUACAGGAUGACUUUUGCCAGAGUGCAUUCACAAAUGAUAAAAUAAAGCUUUACAUAUGGUCCAGAGAAAUACGAAAAGAAAUGUUAAUAAUAUACUUAAUACAGUAAUAUAAUCAUUUGAGUACUUGGACUAGCAAGUAAAACAGAACUGUAAUUGGAUUUUUUUUCUCAUUUGACCCUGAAAAUGUCUCUUCUGAGUCCAUGGAAAUAGACAUAAUAUUACAUAAUUUGCACUUCUUUCCUCACAUCUCAGUUAUUAGAGAGUGCAAUGCUCUUCAGGCAACAAGACUGUUGGUUGAAUGUGUUAUUCGUAAUUUUCAGUUUUCUGUCACAAAGUCCUGUGAUUGGCAACGUGUGGAUGGUCAGCUCUGAGUUUCAUAAACCCUGAAUGAUCCCUCCACAGUGACAGCAGCUUGGCAAUGUGUCAGGUAAGAAGUAGAUCUGUUGUCACACACCGGAGUCUUUACAGGGCAGUUCAUACUGGUCAUUACUAAUAUUAUUUACUUGUUCCAAUACACCUAAUAAAUACUUAUUCACAGUUUUAGGACCAAAUAUUACAAAUUUAUUUAUUUGUUUUCCUUUUCUUUCCUUUCAGAUAUUUGCCUUGGGAAAUGCUAGGCUGGAUAAUGGGUUAUGACGAAUUGUUUAACUUCAUUUCUCACCUCUCUUGAGUGCUGGAUGCAUUUACAAUUUCUGAUCCAUCCAAUUCUUUUGGUUCUGAAGACACAAGAGUGUUAGAGAAGUUGAUUUGAUUUUCCAUUUACAUUACUAAGAACUCUAUUAUCAGAAUACCAAGAAUACCAAUAUGCUAGAUAUCCCAGACUCUAAUAAAUUGUUCCCCCAAAUGGAACUGGAACUUUUCCAGCUCUCUUACUAGCACACAGAAGUAUCAAUGCCUUGGGAGAAUGCUCUGCAAUUUCACACUACUUCUCCUCCAGCAGUAGAAUCUGAGGUGAGAGAGCAGUCUAGAAGAAAAUGGAAGCUGGAAGAAGGAGAUGCAGUAUACGCUAGGCUGGGUAGGACUUCCUGAGGGAAAAAAAAGAACAGAGAUGCUGCUGUUACCUGUAGAAAACUGUUCAGAAAUCUUUUAUCAGGAGUUGCUGAGCUUGUGUUUGAAUCAUGAAAAAGUAAUAUUGCAGCACAUUAUAUAAAUCUGCUACUGAAAAUCCAUCAAUAGCAGUAAUAAUCUUGAAUUCCAGGCUAAGCAGGGGUUUAUAAUUAGCUUGAGCAUUGGAGGCUGUAACUUAUGAAGAAAGGGUUAUCUCUUGAUGUCUAUGCUGGAAUUCAAGGGAGGAAGACAAUUUUUCCUGCCAGUGAAGAGAAGAUCAUUGGUAGAAAAAUGAAAGAUUAUUCUUCUCUUUAGGCUUAGGUUUAUUUUAUAUUGGAAUCAAACAAAAUUCUUCUCUAUCUCAGGAAAAGCUACGAAUUUCUUAGAUACUCUGGAAAAUCAAGACCUAAUCAAUUUUAAUUGUAUAUAGCAGAUCACUACCUCCAGGAAGUAUAAUAUAGAUUUCGUGUGAGCAUUUGCUGCAUGCUCCAAGUCAAAAGGAGUCUGUGUAAAUGCCAGUGGCGUAACUGAUCUGUGACACUGGAAGUGUGUGGUAAAUCAAUAUUGUACAGUUUCUUGAGGCAAAUAUAUAGUAAUCAGAGAAUGAUGGCAUAUUUAGCUUCAGCAUAUUUUAUUAAAGCUUAACUAGCUCAUUAAUAAAUUAAUUGUCUGCAAAUUGUUUGGAAAAAAAAGUGCCAAACACUCGAGGUUUUUCCAUACUACUAAUCUAGAUAAGAUGUUCCUGGUGGAGACUGUGUAAUGGGCUGUUGUCAGACGCAUGAGUAACCAUGCUUAAGUGUUAAUAUUGCAGAGAUUGGGAGAGAUUGUGGCAUUAGGGUUCACCAUCCUCGUAGAGCAUCCAGCAGCCAUAAGCAGGGAGAGGACACAGGAGUAAGUGCUGCAGGCUUGCAAAGGUCUCUCUCCCCUUCCCUGGGCCAUUGCAAUACAUCUUUGUGACAACCACUAUUCAUCAUCGAACAUCACAUCAAAGUAGUGAUCAAACUUCGAUGAUUUGGAAGCAGGGAAAGCAGGUCUUUUUGCACCACCUGAAGUAUUUUCCUGACCACGAGUAAUGUGCCAAUACAGGUGCUGCUCCAGUGACUGUAGCGCUAGAAGCCAGAGAAGGGUGAUGAGCCCAUGAGCUCCACCCAGGGCCUCAAAACAAUAAUGGCUGAAGAAACACAGCAGAGAUAGUGUGAUCACAGGAAGUUUUUAGCACGGAUGUUAUUCCAAGGGCUGGCGUGAUGGAAGAUGAGCAGAUGCCUUCAGCCAAGUCUCCACAACAUAUUCACAACAUGAACAGUGUCAUGUUGCCUCUUCUAAAACAGGCAAUGCCAAGCCUCUUCUGGCUUUGUAGCACCCGGCAGUGCUGUUUGAUCAAUAUCCUUAUCCCUGAGGACAUAACAAUUUCCUUGCAGAACAAAACCUGCAAGAGAAAAUGCUUGUUGAAUCUUAAAAAUGACCAGCUACUCAUCUACGAGAGCCUUCAUUGAUGGCCACACAGAGUGCUCUCCUACUGAUGGGUGGCUUCAAUGCACAUUGCCAUACAUUUACACGGCAGGGCCACGCUGCUCUGUGUGGCACAGGGAACUGGGAGGUAGUUGGGAGAAGGUGAAAGAGUGAUCAGCGUUAAAGAAGACAAAUUCCAUGUCGACUGUCAAAGUCAAUGAUGUGAGUAUAACAUUGCCCCAGAGAGGGGUUAAGCAACAGACUGGGGCCAUCCCCACAGUUUAGGAUGCUUAAACCAGGAGACUAGUAACACCUUAUUCAGUUUAAAAAUAAGUUUGAUACUACCAGGGAGACAGUUUUCAUGGCCAUAGCUGCCCUUGUUUCCUAUGGAUUUAUAAAUGCUACAUGAAGGGUGCUGAGACUGGUUAGAGCUUCUUCUUGCCUUUACAUUUUGAUGCCUCUUCUUGGGUCUUACAGGGAAGAUCAUGUAUCACAGAAAUAAGUGAGGAGAAGCAUGUGCUUGCAUAAAACACUGAUGUUUCUCUUCAAAAUUCGUUACUCAUGACACAAAGCAGACAGCAAAACAUCUGGAAAGCAAUGUGGUUCAAAAGGUCCUGGGGUCCUGGUGAACACCAAGUGACCAGGAGCCAGCAAGGCAGUGGCGAGCUCUGUCUCGGGCUGCACGGGGCAAAGCGUUGGCAGCAGCUGGAGGGAGGUGACCCUUCCCUCUGCUCAGCGCUGCUGAGGCCAGGCCUGCAGUGCUGUGCCCAGCUCUGGGCUCCCCAGGAUGAGAGAGACAUGGGCAAAGUGGGGAGGGCCCCCAGUGCCCCUCCCCCACCCGGGCGGUUAGAAUGGGAUGUUCUAUUGACCCGGCGCUGGCCCGGCAACGGUUCUGUGUCAACACAGAGCGGCACGGGUAAGAGCCCAGCUCUUGCCCUGCAGCGCUGACCGGCACAGGAGAGCCCUUUGGCAGCCUUGCUGCAGCCAGCUGGGAGCUAUUUUGUAUAUACCAGAGUGUCUGGUCGAAGACAGCUUCUGGUCUCACCAGGAUGGGCCAGGUGAACUGCUGCCGUGGCUCCAGGUAGGUUCCCCCCAGAACUCGGGGAUACCCUGGCACGACCAGACUCCACAGCAGCCGCUUUUCUCACACCCAAUGCCGUCUGCUCUGCAGGGGCGACCCUGAGCUCGUGCAGCAGUGCAUGCCCAUCCUGGAAUUACCUGAGCCACUGCUCCGGCAGCGCGUGCGGGUGACCCAGGGCCGUGUGACGAGGAAGAGGGACCUCCUCCUCUUCAGCACCAUUUUAGUCAUCGGCAAGCCCCAGUAAGACUCGCAGAGCCCACCUGCCUUUCCUCCCAAGCCCUGGCCCUGACACCAGGGCACAGACACCCAAGGAGCAGCCUCCGGCACCCUGGUGCUGGAUGCACCCAUGGCCGUGCCCGUGCCAGGGGGAUGCUGCAGGGGAGCCACCUGGCUCGGCCACCUCCAGGUCACUCCCUGCUGCUCCUCUCUGCAGACGUGGCAAUGCCCUGCGCCCGCAGCUCUGCCUGGCCCUCGACCAGCUGCGGGUGCUGAGCAGCGGGACUGGGGCAGCCGGUGAUGCCGCUGAGGAGGAGGACGGCAAGCACACCACCUCGCUUGUCCUCGUCUGGCCCUGCGGCUCCUGUGUCGUCACUUUCCGCUGCCGGGCAGUGAAGGAGCUGUGGGUCCGCGCGCUCCUUGGGUAAGCCGUCCCUGGCAGUGCAGCCUGGGGAGCCCGUGCUCAUGUCAUGGGGGGAUGCUCCAGUCAUCGUUGUAUGAUGCAGAAACAUCUCUCCCAGCUGGGGAGAUCUGUCCCCAAUGUGUGGGCAGCUCUUGACUGGGUAAAGCUUGUGAAGCGACUUCACCCAGUCGUGUUCAGCCAACACCUGCCCAGCCCCAUCCUCACGUCUGCCCCUGCUCUCCGCUCCACUGCCGAGUGGUCCACAGCUGCUUUGGGGCAGUUUGGAAGUGCUCCCCAGCUUGCAGGAGAGAGAAAAGGAGGCUUGGGUCUCACACAGAACUUUCUUUGCCCCUUCCCCAUGCACAGAACACCAGAAGGAGCCAGGGGAGCCCACGUCAGCCAGCUGCCCUCAUUCAAGCCUCUGCUGAAGAAGCUGAGGGCACGCAAUGCUGUGAGUGUCUCUGCUCUGUCCCCAGGGGCUGCUCCAGCCCAGCAUCGGGUGCAUCACUUCUCACCUUCUGUUCUUUUCCCCUUUCCCAGGCCAUGACACUGCACGCCAGCAGCCUGGAGAGGCUGGUGGAGAGCCAGGCAAAGGUCAGGAUCACCCAGGAUGUAAUCUCAGCUGUCCCCACCUCUCACACAUGGCCAGAUGCUGAUGCAGCUUGCCAGGGGCCCUUUCUGCUGCGGGGUGUUUGGUGAGCGCGGCACAUUUCUUGCAGGCUGGUGCAGAGCAGCGGCCAGCACCUGUUGUCCCAUCCAGCAGUGAAGGUGGAGUUGGCCACGUGGCUGGUGAGCUUGGGGAAGACAGGGGCAGGACUGCCCUUCUGUCCGUGACUCACAAACGGGCACUUGUGCUGCACUGGGGCUGCUGCUGCCCUUCCCGCAGGGCACGUCCAUCCCCAUCUCACUGCAGAGGGAGAGAGCUGAGCCCCUGGGGUCCCUAGUUCCCAAAUGAUGCUUCUCUUGUGUGCUCAGCGUUGGGGGACAGUACUGAGAGGGUCCAGGAGUGCUUGCCUGGCAUUUCCACUCCACUGUUCUUCACUCUGUUCUCCUUGGUAGCAGGUGGGACACACAGGAGGAGGCUGCCCUGGCCGUUUGGGAGGCGAGGGAUGCCGGCUGCUAGAGACAGGGCUCCUCUCUUUGGCCGUGCCCUGUCAGACCUCUGCAGCCAGGACGGCACACUGGCCCAGCCCAUCCAGGUAAGGACAUCUGGCCAGGGGGUCUCCCAUCCAGUGGCUCCUCUGGAGAGGCAGUGACCCCAUCAGAGAGAUCCCAGAUGGGUCUUGGAGACAAAGCCUGCUCCUCUGCACGUUCACGCACCUCCAGCCACUUCCUGUCCUGUCCCAGUGAGAGCUGGGGAGCCAAUGUCCUUCUCUGUCCCCCGCAGGACCUGCUGGCUCUCCUGCAGGAGCACGGCCCAUCCACGGAGGGGAUCUUUCUACUGGCGGCUGGGGAGCGAGCCUCCCGGGAGCUCCGGGAGGCCCUGGACAGUGGAGCCCAGGUGCAGCUUGAAAGCCAGCCAGUGCACCUCCUGGCCACCAUCUUUCAGGAGUUCCUCCGCAAGAUCCCCUCCAAGCUCCUCCAGAACGAGCUCUACCAGGACUGGAUGAGCGCCCUGCAGAAGACCAGCAGGCAGGAGAGGCUGGCUGGGCUAAAGGAGGUGGCCAGCAAGUUGCCCAAGGCCAACUUCCUCCUCCUCAAACAGUUACUCAGCCUCCUGCAGAAGAUCAGCAGGAAUGUCACCACCACCAGGAUGACGGCCCGCAAACUGGCCAUCUGUUUGGGGCCAGACCUCCUCAGCCCACCAGAGGAGGACAUGCUCCCUGUUGAAAUCCUGGUGGAGGUGUUGAAGGUGACAGGGCUGGUCCAGCUCCUCAUUGACCACCAUGAGGAGCUGUUUGAGGAGGAGGAGUAGCCUGGGCUUGCUGGUUCAUCGACCGCCGUCUCGCCAGGGCAGAAACUGCCAAGGUGUCCCCGGUAGGUCCCGAAAGUGAACAUCUGAAGAGCUCUUCUGGGGAGAGAAGGACCUACUGGUUCUCCUGCAGGAACACGGGCCAUCCAUGGAGGAGAUCUUCCUACUGGCAGCCCGCAAGUGCACCUCCUGGUUGCUCUGGAAGGCCCUCUGCAGUGGAGCACAUGUCCACCUUGAAAGCCAGCCAGUGCACCUCCUGGCUGUCAUCCUACAGGUGUUCCUCUGCAAAAUCCCCUCCCAGCUCCUCCAGACAGAGCUCUACCAGGACUGGAAGAGCGCCCUGCAGAAGACCAGCAGGCAGGAGAGGCUGGCGGGGCUAAUGGAGUGCCUAUGUUUUUUGCUGCUUGGAUUCCCUGGAUGAACUCUGACACCUGGCCUUCGAGGGGCAUGAUACAGCCCCAGCACCGUCACAUCAGAGGCGAGGAGAGAGACACCGUGCCCUCCUGCUCUGUCUGGCAGAUUCUGCUCAACACCACUAAGCUGGAGCAGCCCCGCAUCACCUUCAGAGCCAUCCCAGCCCUUGCAGGAGGCCUUGCUGGCUCACCUGUCAGCUCCAUGAGCAAAUGCCCACCAGCUGUCACAUCUCCCCAGGCAGGAGCUGGCAUGGGAACUUCAGGUUAUAUGGAGUGUGUUGCGCAUGGCUGUGCAUAUCAUCUGAGAGGGACAUGGGGGAUAACGUUUAUGCUGGACAUCAGGUUCCAUACUAUAAAACCCUCCAGGUUAAGCUAAAAACAUGUCUGGAUGAAGCAUAACUAAAAAUGUACCUGUCUGUCCAGGAUUGCUACGGUGAUGGUAUCCAAAGCCUGAGAGAACUGCAGGGCUAUGCAGCCAUGAGCUGCAUGAAAAUCUCAAGUGUUCCAGCAAGUUCAAAGGAGCAAUCCAUGGGAUGAAGCACCAUUCUCAUGCACAGAGAUGAACCAUACAGAAAAUUAAAAAACAAACAAACAAAACCCACAACCUAAUUUGCCUUCAGAUGCAUUCAAACUGUGUGUCCAGGUGAUACUCGUUGGGGGUCAAACUGGUGUUUACCCUGGUACUUCACAUCUCUUCGUAAGUCCAUGACCUGGGCUUCCAGCAAUCCUGUAUUAAUAUCUCUUGUAGAAACAUGUUUUUGGAUAGAUAUUAUACUUUUUGGAUACAUGUUAUAGUUGCUUCUUCUCUGGCCAAUCAACCUUCUCUGGACUGAUACAAACACUCCCCUUUCUGUUAGUCGUAGCUGUAGUUUGGAAAGCAGCUUUUCCAAAUGCUCCAGAUGACAAAUAGUCUCUGUUGUAUCAAUACUUGAGCCCCACAUGUUGUCUAAGGGGGUCGACCUCCUUUCAGAAGGGAAAAUACAAGUGCCAGACACAACAGGGAGAAGUAAUUGCACGGCUGAUCUUGAUUGCUCACAGGUUGUUAAGCAAUCCUGUGGAGUUUUACAGCACAGACACAGUUCCUGUGUAAGUCUAACUAUUCAUGAAACAUUCUCUAUAAUUUCUUCUCACAUUAAACUUCACAGCAUCUUCUCAUACAGUUGGAAUGAAAUUCAUACGCUACCAUUCCUUCAGCUCUCUGAAAACUGCUACUACUUUAAAGCUUAUCACACCUCCAGCUGAACGAAGGCUAGAGGCCUAACCAUAAUGUAUUUAAUGAGUUUGUAUUAAAAUAGUACAGUAGAUAUUAGCAGUUGUUCUACAAAUAUACAUUGUUUUAGAUUAUAUCUGUAUUAGUAGCAAUAAACACUGGCAUACUGCACUAAUGUCAUAGAAUCCUACCAGCUGGAAAAAAUUCUAAGGGAAGUGGUAUUUUGAAUUUAAAAUUGGACAACUGUAUAGGUUUUAAUUUGGGAGAAGAAUGAAAUAAAAGAGAGAGAACUGGCAUGGAAUCAACUGUGAAAAUUUUUGUAUAUGAUACGCUUGCACAAUUCUAAUGUGCAGCGAGUCUUAAUAGAUGUGAAGAAGCUUUACAGCCGUUUGGGUGAAAAAUGGCUCACAAGAGCCUGUAACACUCUCUGGCCAUUUCCUCUGCCACACUGGAGAACUGGAGACACAUCUCUGUGUUAGUCCAGGUUACCCACAGCUGCCGUGGAGACCUUGUGAGAAAUUUCAAUGCACUUGAUGUCUUCAGGAAAGAAGACAUCCAAAGCAGGGCAUUCAAAGUAGGACAUCACUCUAGAGUUCAUGAGGGCUGGGAGGCACCCCAUACCCCUGAGGUGAAAUCGGAGUGCUCAGCUCGCUCUCUGAAAUGCCUGUACACCGAUGUGGGCAGCAUGGGGAAUAAGCAGGAGGAGUUGGAAAGCUGUGUUAGGGCAGGAGAUUAUGAUCUGGUGGCAAUUACAGAGACAUGGUGGGACAGCUCACAUGACUGGAAUGUGGUCAUGGAUGGUGUGGCAGAUGGCAACCCCCCUCCCUCUUUUAAUAUGGCACAUCUUCCCCUUUCUCUGCUAUUUGAGGCUAACAGCUUCUUUUGUUUGGCCCAGAGCACCCUGGCUCCUGGGACAUUAGCAGAAGGGAGUGCCAAGGCACACUGGGCCGUGCCCAGUGUGGGGGAUGUUUGAGGGCUUCAGGGGCACCCACACUCAGUGGGGGGGGUGCAGAGAAGCUUAUACAAUGCCUACAGUCAGGUCUGAUCAGGUAACAAAACGGGACUCUCGUCGAGACUCCGCCCAUUGCCGCGGGUCUCUUGGAGCACGAGCUUAGCCACUGCCGCCACGAGAGCCCCCCUCCCCGGGAUGGAGACUCCGCUUGCCUCGCCGCCACGGUGUAAGUAAAACUUCUCGCAGGAUUGCGAGUAUAUUUUCUUUCCGUGCACACUUGCACAAGUACUUUAUUUCCUCGCACAAUCGCGAGUGGCCGCCGAGAGCCCCUCGCACAAUCGCGAGUAUAUUUUCCUCCCGUGCUUCCACAUAAGCACGUGUAGGAUUCCGUGCACAUUUGCACGUGUAAAAUAACUCUCGCAGGACUGCGAGCGUAUUAUAAAUUUACUCUCGCGACAUCGCGAGUGCACACUUUCCGUACUCACUGCGAGUACGUGUAUCUCUAUAAAAAUAAUCCCACACCGUGCUUAGGCAAGUGUGUACUCCUCCGGGACUCGGGGACGGCUCCGGCACUGUUUUGGUGAAGCCACGUGCAUGCACUCUGUGGACCUCCUGUUGUAUUAGUGGCUGCCCCUCUCAAUAAUUUCCUCCACUGAUAUCCGAACCUGUAUUUAAGUCACAUUCGGAGUGCUAAAACCCUGUGCCUUGCUGGUCUAAUAAAAGUUGGUUUUGGACCUUGUGGUCCCUAAAAUUGA
This is a messenger RNA of Columba livia (rock pigeon), 14309 nucleotides long. Its product is annotated as T-cell activation Rho GTPase-activating protein-like. NCBI's taxonomy places the organism in Eukaryota, Metazoa, Chordata, Aves, Columbiformes, Columbidae. The record is from RefSeq and is a predicted model, not a curated record. Gene Ontology annotation, molecular function: GTPase activator activity. Gene Ontology annotation, biological process: signal transduction. The transcript is spliced from 9 exons. Bases 10344 to 10982 code for a protein of 212 amino acids.